AUGAACUCAGCUGACACAUCAGAUAGACUUUGGUGCACUGAGGCCUUAGCCGAGUCGAUUCCAUUAGGCGAAUUCGACUGGCCUCGUCUCUCUUCUCUUUGCCCGGCGUUAUUACGGCUGCCUCUCUUGUCAAGUCACUUCAUCAUCUCCUCUGUUUUCUCCCUCGCUCCAUUUCACUUACUCUUUGCCAUCCUCGGGACCGCCCACUCCGUGACAAUGGUCCCAGUUCUGCAUAAACCCCGGCCUCCUCUUUCAGUCGCCCCCUUUUCCAACCGCCUUUUGCCCCAUUUCCUGUCGGCCACGCUAUUCCCUACAGCCUCCAACCAGUUCCGUCAGCACUCGUCAGAAGCAUAA
This is a messenger RNA of Protopolystoma xenopodis, 354 nucleotides long. NCBI's taxonomy places the organism in Eukaryota, Metazoa, Platyhelminthes, Monogenea, Polystomatidea, Polystomatidae. The record is from the annotation of a GenBank genome assembly.